Messenger RNA from Tigriopus californicus, 1273 nucleotides. Its product is annotated as beta-1,4-glucuronyltransferase 1-like. Gene Ontology annotation, molecular function: glucuronosyltransferase activity. The transcript is spliced from 2 exons. The record is from RefSeq and is a predicted model, not a curated record. Bases 12 to 1262 code for a protein of 416 amino acids. NCBI's taxonomy places the organism in Eukaryota, Metazoa, Arthropoda, Copepoda, Harpacticoida, Harpacticidae.
ACCGUUCAGUAAUGAAAAUGCCUUGGUUGCAGUGGGUUGUUGGCGGGGUGACUCUUUGGUUGAGUUGCUCGACAAUAUGGUAUCAGAAAGAAAGUGCACAGAAGGACUUAAUCGAACUUGCUUCAAAAGACUUGUGGGAUGGCAGCACAUUUUUCUACGACAAAAGUCGAAGGUACAAAACUAAAAUGUUUGCCAUGUCAAGACCGUCGGGAGAACUUGAUCCCAAAGUGUGCUUGGGAUCCCAAUUAUCAGUGGACCGUAUGGAAGAAGUGUUCACAAUGAUCCAGGCUUGGGAUGGGCCCACUAGUAUCUCGUUAUUCGGACCGGGCCUUGACUUUCAUUUGGCUGUCACAUUUCUUGACUAUCUGCGUAAGUGUCACCACUCAGUUUUAGAUGGAAAGAGCUUUCAUUUAGUGUUUCCAGUGGAUCAACCCAUGCAACGGAUUCCAGAUCUGACCGAAAAUCUCAGUAGCUGCGAUUUAAGUCCGAAGAAUGUGUCGGACAAAUUACUUUCCUUGAGGUCGCCUGCAAUGUGGAAGUGGCGACAAAACUAUUCUUACCCGUUUAAUUUCAUGCGGAAUGCCGCGAAACAGGGCUGCCAUUCUGAGUUCAUACUUAUGUUGGACAUUGACAUGGUGCCCAAGAGGAAUCUUUACACAGAAAUGACCAAGUUCCUUCAAGACCCAUUUCCUCGGACUUGUUUGCAUUGUGCUUUCGUUCUACCUCUAUUUGAAAUCAGCUCUAAAGUGAAGAUUCAAGAUUAUCCAGAUACUAAAGAACAAUUGCAAAGUUACUUCAACAAGGGCCAUUUGAGGCCCUUCUACUUUAAGGUGUUUCCCACAGCUCAAAGAGGAACUCGAUAUCUCAAGUGGCUUAGCGUGACAAAUUCCUCUUCAAUAGCCUACAAGUUGGAUUCUUACGAAUUCAUGUACGAACCAGUGUUUGUGGUGAGGAGCCAAUACCCGGAUUACCCAGAGAUGUUUUAUGGCUAUGACAUGGAUCGGAACAGUCAGAUGUAUGAAAUGGUCAUGGCGAAAUUCAAGUUUUAUGUUCUCAACCAAGCAUACGCCAUCCAUCCCGGAUUCAAGUUGGCCGGAACGUUUCCCCAGUUUCGUCUCGAACAGCGACACUUGAACAACCUUCGCUUUCGCGAUUACGCGCGAAUUUUAAGUGCUCGCUACGGCCGCGAUCCUUGUCGAAUGACCCAAGCACUGCCAAUUGUCACAUCACCUUCAAAAGUGAAUUGUUUGAUUGAUAUCUGAUUAAAUGAUAA